Molecule: messenger RNA, 1683 nt
Organism: Miscanthus lutarioriparius
Lineage: Eukaryota; Viridiplantae; Streptophyta; Magnoliopsida; Poales; Poaceae
Source: the annotation of a GenBank genome assembly
AUGUCUGCAAGGGCUUAUCUAGCUUCAUUUCUCAUUGUCACCACCAGCGUUUUCCUCUCCACCACCAGCCAUUUACAUACGCUUGCCACAGCCGGUGCCUUCCCAGAUGAUGAUGAUAUCUUUGCCUUAGACAUUGUGUCAAAAAUCCGCACGGACCGCAAGUCAACCAUCAAGGCAUCGAUGGACUUUGGCCACAUUGUGGAAGCUAUCCCAAACGGGGUACUCCAUCCGACCUCACCCAACGACAUUGCCACCCUAAUCCGGCUCUCACUCUCCCAGCCAAAGCCCUUCACAGUGGCACCACGCGGGCAAGGGCACUCUGCUCGAGGGCAAGCCCUCGCCCCAGGCGGGGUUGUCGUUGACAUGCGCUCGCUCAACGAUCACCACCGUGUUGUUGGUCGCUGCUGCCGCAUGAAUGUGUCUACCCACGAGCUGUGGGUAGACGUCGGCGGCGAGCAGCUGUGGAUCGACGUCCUCCACACUACGCUCGAGCACGGCCUCGCGCCCCGCGUCUGGACCGACUACCUCCACAUCACUGUCGGCGGCACACUUUCCAACGGCGGCAUCGGCGGCCAGGCGUUCCGGCACGGGCCGCAGAUCUCCAACGUGCACGAGCUUGACGUGGUAACAGGCACGGGCGAAAUGAUCAGCUGUUCGCCGGACAAGAACUCGGACCUGUUCUUUGCAGCACUGGGUGGGCUGGGUCAAUUUGGGGUCAUAACCCGGGCCCGGAUCGCGCUUGAACGCGCUCUGAAACGGGUUCUUUGGGUCCGACUCGCCUACUCAGAUGUACAAUCGUUCACCAGUGACCAGGAACUGCUCAUCUCGAAACGGUCUGCUGGCGGAUCCGGUGGCUUCGACUACAUUGAGGGCCAAGUCCAGCUGAACCGGACCCUCACCGAGGGCCGGAGGUCGUCUUCCUUCUUCUCACCCUCAGAGCUCGACCAGCUUGCCAACCUCGCCAUAGGGACCGGGUCUGCAGCAAUCUACUACAUCGAGGGUGCAAUGUACUAUCAUGACGAUACUGCCUCCUCAACCUCUGUAAAACUUGAGACACUACUGGAAGAGCUGAGCUUCGUCCCGGGGCAUGCGUUCGUCAGAGACGUGUCCUACGUGGAUUUUCUCGACCGAGUCGGCCGGGACGAGCAGAAGCUGCGGUCGGCCGGCGUCUGGGACGUGCCGCACCCAUGGCUGAACCUCUUCGUCCCGAGGUCGCGCAUCGUGGACUUCGACGCCGGCGUGUUCAAGAGCAUCCUCAAGGACACCAAGCCCGUGGGUCUCGUUCUCAUGUACCCCAUGAACAAGGACAGGUGGGACGACAGGAUGACGACGGCCACGCCGGACGAGGACAUGUUCUACGCCGUCGGGCUGCUGCGGUCCGCGGUGGCCGCCGGCGACCUGGAGCAGCUGGAGAGGGAGAACGCCGCCGUCCUGGAGUUCUGCCACCGGGAGGGCAUAGGGUGCAAGCAGUACCUGCCGAGCCACGCGUCGCGGGACGGCUGGAGGCGGCAUUUCGGCGAGAAAUGGAGCAGGUUCGCCGCGCUGAAGCGCAAGUACGACCCGCGCGCGAUUCUGUCGCCGGGGCAGGGGAUCUUCUCCGCCGCCGGUGACGGCUUGGCCGACCAAGCCGCCGGUGACGGCUUGAUUCUCUGUAGAGGACGUCGUUGCCUUUCCCGUUUCUAG